This is a messenger RNA of Octopus bimaculoides (California two-spot octopus), 5293 nucleotides long. Its product is annotated as diacylglycerol kinase zeta-like. The record is from RefSeq and is a predicted model, not a curated record. Gene Ontology annotation, molecular function: protein binding; ATP-dependent diacylglycerol kinase activity. Gene Ontology annotation, biological process: phospholipase C-activating G protein-coupled receptor signaling pathway. Gene Ontology annotation, cellular component: plasma membrane. Lineage: Eukaryota; Metazoa; Mollusca; Cephalopoda; Octopoda; Octopodidae.
UAUUAAGUGAAUAUGUGUGGGUGAAUUUUCAAUAUGCUGUUAAUAUAUAAAUAACAUUCCCUAUUUUGUUUUAAAAAACACUUUGUCAAAACACAAAACAGAAUAUAACUGAUAUGUUACAUAGAUAAACAUGUUGUUAUUUUAAUUCCAUGACUUUUAGAAAAUCUUUUACGAGCUGUUGUUCUUAUAAUAAACUACCAUGAUUCCACAGUUUGGAUUUCCUACCUUCAAAGAAGCUAAUUUGUCUUGUUCUGAGAUAUUUUUCUCUAAUAUUUAAGUUAAUUCCUUAUAUUUGUUUUCUUUUCUCAAGCCCAUUCAUUUUCUUCGUGUAUUUUAAAUUAGCUCAUAGUGUUGUACAUGUGAAAAUGCAUUGACAAAAACAGGAUAGUUAGCUACUGCUACUGCUAUAACAACUCACGUUUUCCAUCUCUUUCUCUCAGCCUAUCCCCAUCGGUCUCCUCCCUUUCAGAUUUCUUCUCUCUUGCAGUCUGUGUAGGCUGCUGGUUGUAAUGCAUGCUGAUACCUUAGUAUGCAGGAGAGAGAGAAGCCUCUACAAUUCUCUAUGCUAGCAGCUAACAACAGUGAAGAAAGAGAGAUUGCCAAACAUUCUCUUAUGUCCUCCUAUAGCAAUGUGCUACACACAAAUGUAAACAAGAUUUUUGUCUAAGUGAGGUUAAUUUUAAUGGAGAUUUGCGGACGGAAAGUCUGGUUUCCAUCUCUUUUAAUUGUACCUGAGUUCAAUUUGUCGUUAAGCAUCAUCAGCAUCAGCUAUAGCAAACUCACCGCUCACAUCUGUGGAGGUUGGCAGAAUAAAAGUGAAGAGAGUGUAUAUAACUACUGCUAGUCUUCUAUAUCAUACUGAAUCCACGGCCAGCAGUUUAAGAUUGUAAACAGCUAACAUGGCCAAGCAAUGGAUCUUUUUAGAAUCAAUGAAAACAUUUUGAUAAAAGAAAGAAAGAAGGUACCAAUCACCUAACUUAAUGUGAUUUACUAUUUGGCAUGCUUUGUCAUGCAACAUGGAGCAACUAUUACUAGUAGCUAUGUGUUAUUGUUAUUAUUUCCUCCCUUUUUUCUUCCUUUCCUCCCAUGUUUCAUCGGAUUUCAAUUUAUGAACAUAAACAAAUGUUAUCAUGAACCGGCUAAAAAAAAAUUGCAAUUUUUCACUCUCGUUUGAAGUUCCCAAACUAUGUAUAUCUCGACAAGAAGCUGCUGCAAAAGAUGAUGCAAGCAAAAGUCUGCUUCAGUUACCUUCAGAAGCACGUGUACGUUCAUCUAGCUUUGACACAAGCAGCCUUCCUAAUAAAGACAACCAGGAAUUUUUAAAAGUCCCCAAUACCGGGCGUCGAUCUAAUUCCUUUGAUGUUACCGCUAAUAUCGCUAUAUCAUCUGAUGAAGGUAUUUCAGACCAGGAAACUAAUUCGGGCAAAAAACUUCUUAAGUGGAGACGUGCUUCUUAUGAAAUUCCUAAACUGUGCAUACACUGUAUACACCUUGAAACUCUAGCAAAUCAAGAAUUAGAUACUGUCCUUAGUGAUAAAACCAGUCAACAACUAGAUUUGCUGACAUCUGACUAUCCGGGAGUGUUUACUUCUUCAUGUGAAUCUCUGUAUUCUUCAUCAUCUGAUCUUCCAGCUGACAGUGACUAUAGUGACAAAGAUGACAAUUCAGAAUGCAGUAUAUCUGCCCUUUCUUUACUGGAAACACAUUCUCCAGAUAUUAUUCAGGAUAGUCCUUCUCUGUCAAGCCCCCCUCUUUUGAUAAAGUCACCAAAUGAGCUGACGCCUUCAAAUGAUAACCAACUUAAAGAAAUAUCUUAUAUCAAUGUCUUGACCCUUGAAGUGCCGACAGUUAAGUCGCAACGUUCAUCCUCUGUUGACACUGGAUGUUUACAAGUGUCACCUUCUGAUUCUUGGAAAUCUUCCUUGAGUGGAAACGAAUUUCUUGAAGUGCCAGUCCAACCUCGGUCUAGUUCAAUUGACGUACGGCUACCAACUGAAGAAGACAAACAUUAUGUUGCAAUUAAUAAUGCCAACAGGAAAGCAAUUUCAAAGAGCAACUUCAGUCAUACCAAUUAUUUACAUCCUAACCAUGCUGAUCAUGGUUACCGAAAACGGGAUCUGCGCUCAACUAUCGAUUGGUCGGAUAUCGCAGUAUCAACAGAACAUCUUUGGGUGGAAACAAGUGCUUCAGGAGACAGCUGUUACGUAAUGGAUCCAGACUGUACAGUUCGUGGCUUCGUUGAGAAGAAAUCUGGUCCAAGGAAAAAGUGUGUUGCUUGUAAAAUUGUUGCACAUAAAGAGUGUAUGGGGAUAUUAGAAAAGAAAAAUAUGCGAUGCAAGCCGACUUUUAGGGAAGCUGGCGUUCGAAACUAUCGAGAGCCAACGAAUAUGAGACAUCACUGGGUACAUCUUCGACGCCAGGAAGGAAAAUGUAAACAGUGUGGAAAGUCCUUCCAGCAAAGAUUCACCUUCCAAAGUAAGGAAAUCAUUGCUAUCAGUUGUUCCUGGUGCAAAAUGGCUUACCACAAUAAAAUCACUUGCUUUAUGAUGCGACACUUUGAAGAACAAUGUACCCUUGGCGUCCACAGUAACAUCAUCAUUCCACCAUCUUGGAUCAUCAAAUUACCUCGAAAGGGUUCAUUCAAAUCUUCUCUGAGAAAAAGAAAAAAGGCAUCAUUAAAAAAGAAGAAAAAUAAAGAUGAACAGAAAACUUUUAUUGUGAAGUCCAUUCCGUCACCGACAACUAAACCCCUUUUGGUCUUUAUCAAUCCAAAGAGUGGAGGAAACCAAGGGGCCAAAAUAAUGCACAAGUUCUGUUGGUUACUCAACCCUCGGCAAGUCUUUGAUUUAAGUCAAGGUGGCCCCACAUUUGGCCUUGAAUUAUACAAAAAAGUGCCUAAUCUUCGGGUGCUUGCGUGUGGUGGUGAUGGUACAGUUGGUUGGAUUUUAUCGAUUCUUGAUGAAUUAGCUAUCCAGCCUUCACCUCCUGUUGCCAUUCUACCACUGGGUACUGGGAAUGACCUUGCAAGAACUCUGAAUUGGGGAGGUGGCUAUACAGAUGAACCCAUCUCAAAAAUCUUGUGUCAUGUUGAAGAUGGCCAAGUUGUUCAGCUAGACCGCUGGAAUCUAGAAGUGAUUCUAAAAGAAGAUGCAGAACCAGAUCCACUUGAUGAGGGUGCAGCUGAUAGACUGCCACUGGAUGUUUUCAACAAUUACUUCAGCCUUGGAGCUGAUGCCCAUGUUGCCUUAGAAUUCCAUGAGUCACGAGAAGCUAACCCAGAGAAAUUUAAUAGUAGAUUCAGAAAUAAAAUGUUUUAUGCUGGGGUAAGUUUUUUCUUGCCAAAAGAUUCAACAAAACGUGUGUUGGAGGCUGAUUGUGAUGGUAGUGAUUUGACGCAGAAAAUGAAAGACCUGAAACUUCAUUGUCUUUUAUUUCUAAACAUACCGAAAUAUGCUGGUGGGACGACACCAUGGGGCCACCCAAAUGUACUAGGAUUUGAAACACCGAGACAUGAUGAUGGCUAUUUAGAAGUUAUUGGUUUUACCUACACAUCACUGGCAACAGUACAGGUCGGUGGUCAUGGAGAACGACUGACACAGUGUCAAGAGGUGAAGCUGACUACUUACAAAACAAUACCUAUGCAAGUUGAUGGUGAACCGUGCAAAUUAAAACCUUCCACGAUCAUAAUUAAUCUUAAAAAUCAAGCUAACAUGAUCCAGAAAUGUAAGAGACGUGGAUCAAUGCCAAUACUUGAUCCACCUCCAGCAAAGAGGCUAGGUAUACAGGUCAGUCGAAUCUGUAUGUCAGACUAUGAAGCAUUACAUUAUGAUAAAGAUAAAUUGCAAAGUGCAUCUACAAAAUUUGGUAAUAUAGUGGUGGACAAUAAUGCUGACUUAGAGCAAGUACGAGUGCACAUCAAUCAGUUAUACAUGGAAACAUUUGGUCCAGUAGUUGAUGAAAUGUCGUUGAAUUGGUGUUUUUUAGACUCAACAACAGCUGAACGAUUCUUUCGAAUUGACAAGGCUCAAGAGCAUUUACACUAUAUCACUGAUAUAUCUUCUGAGGAUCUGUUCAUCCUAGACCAUAACUUCAUACCGCUGGACAACGUCUCCACACUCUCUAAAAUGAGUGAUGAAAACCAUGCUGUGAUAAAGAAUGCUGAUAAAAAUUUACACAACGAUGAACAACAACCAGAGCUCACUAUUUCCAUUCCUGUUUCUGCACCAAAGUCUCUCAGUUGUCAGCCUGAAUUCCCUGGUGACAAAUUUCCAUUGUCUACUGUCGAACCACACUGCCUUAACUCUUUAGACCGAAUGGUCAUUGAUGCCUCUAAACAUGGAGAUUUACAAAAGUUGCAUGUCCUUCACCAAGAUGGUGCCAACUUUUUAACUCAGGAUGAAUAUGGAAUGACUGCUCUCCACCAUGCUGCUAGUAAUGGCCAAAAAGAUAUUGUGAAGUACCUCAUAGAAAAUGCCCCACCUGUGAUACUAGAUGUAGUAGAUAAUGAAAGAGGUCAAACUGCUUUGCAUAGAGCUGCCCGCUGCCAGAACCGGGCAAUCUGCCAACUGUUAGUUGAAGCAGGAGCCUCACUAACUAAGACAGAUUUUCAGGGACAAAGCCCAAGGCAGCAAGCUCUGCUGGCUGAUGACAUAGAGCUGGCAAAUUAUUUAAAAAGUAAAGAGCAUUUCCAGCUCGUGGUUUCUGAAGACCAAGAAACUGCUGUUUAGAAAUGUAAACAUUUGUGGCUGGUAUGGUUUUGUUCUUACACAGAGAGAAGCUGUAAAAAACCAUUAUCAAAUUAACAAAUACAACAUAUUCAUUCUUUCUCUCUCUCUCUCUCUCUCUCUCUCUCUCUCUCUCUCUCUCUCACGUUCCGUCUCUCUCUCUCUUUCUCUCUGUGACUCUGAUGGUUAGAAUCAGCUGACAUUAGGUAAGCUGCUGGUCACUUGCUGUUGAUAUAAUUACAAUAAUCUACUGGCUACACGAUAACAAUGGUGUGACAUACCAUUCUUAUAGAUAUAUAUAUACAAUACAUGCAACUCAUUGCAAUUGCUGAUUGGUGAAUAAGGAAAGUGCUACUCUAAACCUACUAGCUUUUUCAUAGAAAAAUAAUCCAAAACCAGUUUCUGGAAUUAUUCCCUAUUUAAUGCUGAGCUAAACAAACAACUAUCAUCAUUCUGUUUCUUCCCCCAACCUUUAGUAAUAUGCCAUGAGUCUGUGAUGGCAAAAGCCUUCAAAUUUAAACUCUCAUUAUACACACUUUGACAUAACCAUUUAGGAUGUUUUUUCUUGU